Messenger RNA from Fusarium coffeatum, 1008 nucleotides. RefSeq lists its product as uncharacterized. Bases 1 to 1008 code for a protein of 335 amino acids. The record is from RefSeq and is a predicted model, not a curated record. The transcript has 2 exons. Lineage: Eukaryota; Fungi; Ascomycota; Sordariomycetes; Hypocreales; Nectriaceae.
AUGGCCUCGGCCUUGUCACUUCGCCUCGCGGCAACAGCCCUCUUCGCCCUCUCCGCCUCAGCACAGUCACUAUCAUCAUCCCUUGACUCUCUUCUUCAUCGAAGUGUCGACGAUGUUCUCAACCGACCCUACGCCGCCCUGCUAACGACAGCACCGUUGUCUGAGCGUGAUGGCGAGAACUCAACCGCCGGCCAGGCUCCCGCCGGUGCAAUCCCUCUCAACAAGGAUGGUUCAAUGAACAUGACCGCAUGGAACAUGAACACCAACUCUGCAUGCCGUGCAAUGCUCGGAGGCCUACACAAGAGCACAAACCCUACAGGGACAUGUGUCUGCUACAACCUACCCUCUCUGGAUGUCAAGACAGGUAUCUUCGAGGCAGAUCUGCGAUUGUACCAAGUAUCGCAGCCUCGAGGCAGUUUCGCGGGCGUCGCGACUGAGGAUAUCAAUGUCGGCAUUUCAUUCAAUGGCGCCAGUGUCAUGCCCGUUGAGUCCAAGGACGUGAACGGCACAGGCCUGGUUGGAGAUAUGCCCGGUAUGAGAAAAAGAGGCGAUGGGAGCAUGGAGUUGCUACAAUCAUAUAUGUUGAUUGGCCAGAUCAAUGCUGACAAGAUGACGGAUAACAUGACUAUGGACGAGCUCGAAGCCCAUCUCAUGCCAACUCUUACUCUCUCUGCACGCAAUAGCAGUGGGAGUAUGAUCCGCACAAACGUCUCAAUCAACGAAGCCGCCUUUCUCACAGGCGUCUUCUCUCAAGAAGUAGUCCUGUCGGACUUCGCCAUGGCCCAAGCCGCUGUCGAUGAGCAACUCGCUGGUCUUUCCAACGGCACCGUCGCUUUCGUUCUGCCCGGCGUGCAGCUAAUGGUCUUCCCUAUUGGAUUGAUCAUAAUGAGCAUAUGGCUGCUCAUCUUCGUGGCAGCCGUUGGCUUCGGCACGUACGAACGCUACAACUAUGCUCUCAUGUACCAGCGCAGACAAGCUGUCACAAUGCCCAAGAAAGCGACGAUAUGA